This is a messenger RNA of Strongylus vulgaris, 320 nucleotides long. Lineage: Eukaryota; Metazoa; Nematoda; Chromadorea; Rhabditida; Strongylidae. The record is from the annotation of a GenBank genome assembly.
AUGCCAUAUGUUAUCAUUGAUUUUCGGUCGCAGAUUUUAGAAAUGAGGAACAUCUUGGUACUGGCAAUCUGUUCACUCGCAUCGGCAUGUGUCUAUAAGAAUGAGAAGUACAAGGAUGGCGAUACUUGGGUAGUGAGAUCGACAUUUGUGAUGAAAUGCAAGAUCAAUCCAGAUGGCUCAUGGAGCACAAAGGUGAUUGGAUGUAGGACAGGCAAUGGUGUCGUUGUUCAACCAGGACAAGUAAUUGCUGAAGGAGACACUGUAUGUAUAGCUGAUCACUAUAACGAAAAUAAUUACCGAAUGAAAAAGGCGAUAUAAAU